GAGUGUGAGCGCGGGCGAGUGUGAGCGCGAGUGUGCGCACGCCGCGGGAGCCACUCUGCCCUCUCCUCACACCCUGCACAGGGCAUCUCGAGAGCCUGGAAACGUGAACAGGCUUAAAGUAUGGCAUGUUGCGAAGAUGGUUUCUGUCCAGAAGGUACCCGCGAUUGCGCUGUGCUCCGGGGUCAGCCUCGCCCUCCUGCGUGUCCUGUGCCUGGCGGCCUGUUUAAACGAAUUCCCAGGACAGAACUCAAAGGACGAGAAAUUGUGCCCGGAAAAUUUUACCCGCAUCCUGGACAGUUUGCUGGAUGGUUAUGACAACAGGCUGCGUCCUGGAUUUGGGGGUCCUGUUACAGAAGUGAAAACUGACAUAUAUGUCACCAGCUUUGGACCUGUUUCUGAUGUUGAAAUGGAAUACACAAUGGAUGUGUUCUUCAGACAGACAUGGAUUGACAAAAGACUAAAAUAUGAUGGCCCCAUUGAAAUUUUGAGGUUGAACAAUAUGAUGGUCACCAAAGUUUGGACCCCUGAUACUUUCUUCAGGAAUGGAAAGAAAUCUGUCUCACAUAAUAUGACAGCUCCAAAUAAACUUUUUAGAAUUAUGAGAAAUGGCACUAUUUUAUACACAAUGAGACUCACCAUAAGUGCGGAGUGUCCCAUGAGACUGGUGGAUUUUCCUAUGGAUGGCCAUGCCUGCCCUUUGAAAUUUGGGAGUUAUGCGUAUCCCAAGAGUGAGAUGAUCUAUACCUGGACUAAAGGCCCCGAAAAGUCAGUGGAGGUGCCAAAGGAGUCUUCUAGCUUAGUUCAAUACGACCUAAUUGGGCAGACUGUAUCAAGUGAGACUAUCAAAUCUAUUACAGGUGAAUAUAUUGUGAUGACGGUUUACUUCCACCUCAGACGGAAGAUGGGCUAUUUUAUGAUUCAGACGUAUAUCCCAUGCAUUAUGACAGUGAUCCUUUCUCAAGUUUCCUUCUGGAUAAAUAAAGAGUCUGUUCCAGCUAGAACUGUAUUUGGAAUAACCACAGUCCUCACCAUGACGACCCUAAGCAUCAGUGCUCGGCAUUCCUUGCCCAAAGUGUCCUAUGCCACUGCCAUGGAUUGGUUCAUAGCUGUCUGCUUUGCUUUUGUAUUUUCUGCUCUUAUUGAGUUUGCUGCUGUCAACUAUUUCACCAACAUCCAAAUGCAAAAAGCCAAGAAGAAGACUUCAAAGCCUCCUCCAGACAUCCCGGCUGCUCCUGUGCAGAGAGAGAAACAUGCUGAAGCAUCUGUCCAGAAUACACAAGCCAAUUUGAACAUGAGGAAAAGAACAAAUGCCUUGGUCCACUCAGAAUCGGAUAUCAACAGCAGAACUGAGGUGGAAAACCAUCCCAGCAAGACGACAGCUGUCCAAGAGUCUUCUGAAACCCCACCUAAGGCCUACUUAGCUUCCAGUCCAAACCCAUUCAGCAGAGCCAGUGCAGCUGAGACAAUAUCGGCAGCAGCGAGAGGCCUUUCAUCCGCAGCAUCUCCCACUCCUCGCGGCACAUCUCGGCCAGCUUCUGUGGGCUCGGCUUCUACUCGCCCUGCAUUUGGAUCUAGACUUGGGCGAAUUAAGACAACAGUUAAUACCACAGGGACAGCUGGGAACGUUGCAGCCACACCUCCUCCCUCUGCUCCACCACCUUCCGGAUCUGGCACAAGUAAAAUAGACCAGUAUGCUCGAAUUCUCUUUCCAGUCACAUUUGGGGCAUUUAACAUGGUCUACUGGGUUGUUUAUUUAUCCAAGGACACCAUGGAGAAAUCAGAAAGUCUAAUGUAAUUUUGUUGCUAUAGUAAUUUCAUAAAAGAUGACGGAAAUACAGACUCUGUUUUUAAAUGUUUUUAAAGAUAAGUAUUCUUUGCUAAAAUAAAAUGUAAUUUUUUCAAUUUAAAAAAUACAAGUCAGAUAUUAAGAGAGUUAAUUAAUUCUUUGGUGGUUAGAAAGUGAACCAUCCUCAGAGAAAGACGAUUUUAAAAGAAUCUAUUCAGUGUUCAAAUUGGAUGGCAUACAGACCAUUAUGGAAAGUUGGAACAAGAGAAAUAGGGCUAGAAGAGAUACAUGAUGCAUAUUUUUGCAUUGAAAUUUGAAAAAAAAAAAAGUACUGUGAUAUUUUUAAAUACACCCUAUGAAAUCAUCUAGUCACCGAAAAUUUCCCAUUGGCACUGCCCUUAACUAGAAUUGUGUACUGGAAGUUCUAAGCAGCGACCUUUGCAGUUCCUCUUAGUACCUGCAAGAAAAGACUUUCUUUGUUAAACAAACACCUGGAAGAGGAAAAUGGAACAAAACAAACACUGAUCAAUACAGUGAAGCCUCUGCAGCAUCAAUAACAGACACAGAACAGGGCAAGUGUGUUUUCUGGCACAUAAGUGGUCAAACAAUACUUAACAGUUGACUUGAAAUGUUGUGCUCUGAGCCAAAGUUAAAUUUAUUGUAUAAAUUCUUUUUCCUAGUUGCUUACUCAGUUUUGUACUGUAAACACCACAUAGUUCCUCAAGAGCCUGGAGCCUACUGCAUUCUAGGCGCUGAUUAGGGAGUCUUAGAGGAAAGCUCUUUCACCUUUACAAAGUUACUUCAGUAGUAGGACUGUCAGUGCAUGUUAAAGAACCCUAAUUUAGCUGAAGACAUAAUGUUCUUUUAAUGAAGGCAAUUUAGUUAGUCGGUCAACAUAGCCAAUAUAUUUGUUUUUCCUGUGCUGACAGAAGAAAACAAAUACAUUUGUUCCUAUAGCUACUUGAAGAUAAGUACAUGUUAGUAGAAAUUGAUGAUUGGUUUUCAAACUAUAAUGAAAUACUGAUUCAGGUUGUUCUACAGGUGAAAAAAACAUACAAAUCUGGGCACCGACCGAGAAACCUGACAGAUUAUCUGUGUCAACUUUGAUGCAGGUCUCAAUACAUACUUUGCCCAGUGUACAAGAAUCAUUCAAAUAAAAGUCCACAGAUCUUUUGUACUCAUAUCCCAGUAAAGAGCAAUAUUAGCUGCUGAAAUGCUAACACUCUUGCAAGCUUUUGUGCUCAUAACAUCUGUAUGUCUGGCAUCUUUGUUUUUCUGAGAAGUUGAUAAGAUUUGAUAACCGGGGUACUUUAAAAAUUAAAGAAGCAGCUAGAGAAAGAAGAGAAUAAAAAUAUCAUAGCCUUCGGUGGAAUGUCAGCGAGUGUUACGCAAUGUAUCUGGUUCUCAAGUACUGACUUUUCCUUUUCAUUAUGUAGGCUUAACAGCCUAAUUGAAUCCUUUGCAGCUUUUAAAAUAGCUCAACCCUGGUUGAGCUUUUUGUUGUUUCACUUCCAGAUUUUUUUCUGUAUUUCUAUCUGUUCUUGGUAUGUGUAAAUGAAAGUUUUAUGGGGUUUUUUUUUUUUGAUGUGGGGGGGGAGGAGGCAUUUGAUAUAAAUGUCCAUCUUAUAUCAGAAUCUCUUAUUUUCUGGGGAAACUUCUAUUGAUUAAUAUGAACAUGAACUUUUGAGUUACUACAUUGCUUUGUAAUGGUUGCCCAUGAAACUUAUAAAAUUUGAAAAUGUCAAAUUUUAAUAGAACUUCAUCUGAGAACUCCUUUUUUAUUUUCUAAAUAUUUCAUAGAAUUAAAACCACUUUAACAUUAAAAGAUGCUGGAGAAAUCCUCACUUAUAAAUUGACUCUAGCAAAAUGAGGCCCAAGACAAUCUGUAAAUAUGCUUAUUCAUUUAAUAAAAGUACUUGUACAU
This is a messenger RNA of Psammomys obesus (fat sand rat), 3710 nucleotides long. It is a transcript of the gene Gabra4, whose product is annotated as gamma-aminobutyric acid type A receptor subunit alpha4. The record is from RefSeq and is a predicted model, not a curated record. Bases 137 to 1795 code for a protein of 552 amino acids. Gene Ontology annotation, molecular function: inhibitory extracellular ligand-gated monoatomic ion channel activity; benzodiazepine receptor activity; transmitter-gated monoatomic ion channel activity involved in regulation of postsynaptic membrane potential. NCBI's taxonomy places the organism in Eukaryota, Metazoa, Chordata, Mammalia, Rodentia, Muridae. Gene Ontology annotation, biological process: monoatomic ion transmembrane transport; synaptic transmission, GABAergic; gamma-aminobutyric acid signaling pathway. The transcript has 9 exons. Gene Ontology annotation, cellular component: GABA-A receptor complex; neuron projection; dendrite membrane.